AUGGUUAAACAGUGGGAGAUUCUUGAGAGUAAAAAUCGAUUUUAUUGCGAUGGGCGGUGUUUAACUGGUCGUGAUAUUGGUGUAUUUAUUUUUGCACUUAUUUUAAUUACCAUUACAUCGGGAUUAUUUUUUGGUUUCGAUUGUCCAUAUUUAACCUACCGACUUAGCCCAGCUGUGCCAGUUUUUGCUGCUAUUUUAUUUCUAAGUGUUAUCUGUUUUAUUUUUCGUACUGCUUGUUCAGAUCCUGGUAUUCUUCCACGAGCUACACCUGAUGAAGUACUCUACCUUGAAAGAUCAAAUAUUACAAGUAGUCCACAAAGUGUUGCAUUACCCGGUCGUACAAUCGAAGUUCAAAUGCAUACAGGACAUGUGAUACAAUUAAAAUUUUGUUCAACCUGUAAAAUAUUUCGACCACCACGUGUAUCACAUUGUUCUUUAUGUGAUGCAUGUAUUGCAAAUUUUGAUCAUCAUUGUCCAUGGGUUGGAAAUUGUGUUGGCCUACGAAAUUAUCGAUAUUUUUAUUCAUUCUUAAUGUCAUUAUCAUUUCUUUGUAUUUAUAUAUUAGCAUUUAAUAUUAUAAAUAUUGUUUUACGAGCUCAAGAUAAACCAUCAUUUGCUGAUGCAAUUCGCGAUACACCAGCAACAAUAGUUGAAGCGUUAAUUUGUUUUUUUUCAAUAUGGUCCGUUCUUGGUCUUUGGGGAUAUCAUACUUAUCUAAUUUGUCGUAGUGUAACAACAAAUGAAGAUAUCAAAGAUACAUGGAAUACAUCACGUCGUGGUGCUCAUAUGAAAAAUCCGUUUUCAAGAGGAAAUCCAUGUUUAAAUUGUUUUGCAGCAUUAUGUGGACCAUUGCCACCAAGUUUUCUUAAUUUACGAGCUAUAGUUACACCCGAUAAUAAUAAUAUAAAUAUGUCACCAACUAGAAUGAUGAAUACUAUAAAUAUAGAUGAAACAAGACAAUAUCAACUUGAUGAUAAUAAUUAUCAGAGGCAUUCAUCUCCAGUACCUCCACAUUCUGAUCGACAACAAAAUCGUUAUCCUUCAUAUGACUAUGUAUGA
Messenger RNA from Adineta steineri, 1059 nucleotides. The record is from the annotation of a GenBank genome assembly. NCBI's taxonomy places the organism in Eukaryota, Metazoa, Rotifera, Eurotatoria, Adinetida, Adinetidae.